Messenger RNA from Colossoma macropomum (tambaqui), 2239 nucleotides. It is a transcript of the gene cysltr2b, whose product is annotated as cysteinyl leukotriene receptor 2b. The record is from RefSeq and is a predicted model, not a curated record. Lineage: Eukaryota; Metazoa; Chordata; Actinopteri; Characiformes; Serrasalmidae. Gene Ontology annotation, molecular function: G protein-coupled receptor activity. Gene Ontology annotation, biological process: G protein-coupled receptor signaling pathway. The transcript is spliced from 2 exons. The coding region runs from base 785 to 1993 and encodes 402 amino acids. Gene Ontology annotation, cellular component: plasma membrane.
AGCUUCAUUUGAAAUACAGAAAAUGUUAAUAACGUGUGUGAGUGAAAACUUUUACAAGGCACUGUGUACACUCAAUGCAUCUAAAACAAAGUCUUGUGUAUACAGCUCCACAUCGUCCUCCAACAAUGCAAUUUGUCUUAGAGCCAAAACCAGCACAUGUAUGGUCACAGCUUUCUGAGCUUGUUUUAGAAAGAGAGAGAGAGAGAGAGAGAGAGAGAGAGAGAGAGAGAGAGAGAGAAAGAGAGAGAGAGAGAGAGAGAGAGAGAGAGAGAAAGAGAGAAAGAGAGAGAGAGAGAGAAAGAGAGAAAGAGAGAGAGAGAGACAGAGAGACAGAAAGGUGUAGAUAUCCAGUAUCACAGCUUCAGGUGGUGGAAAAGAAAAGCAGCAUUCCUAAGCAAGCUUGAACAUGUGUGAUUCAUGGACACCUUUUAUAGGCAGAAGUCUCAUACUGGCGCCGGAUGUGAAUAUUUUAACUCUUUCCAAGGAAAUUACAUAAUGUCAGCGCUGCAAGUAACAGCUAAUAAUUACUACAGAUAGGAUUAUUGUAGUAUUCAUACUAGCAUUCAUUAAAAAUACAGUUUUUAUUAUUUUUUGAAGUACAUUUUGAACAUAUUCUACUUAACUCCCAGACCAGUGAAAAGCACAGUUUAUUAUGUAUCUAUAAUGGAAACAUCAUGCAUACUGUUUUUAAUAGAACAGAUUCUUGGUUACAAUACAUUUUUCAGGCUGUUGUUUGAACAAUUACCAUGUUACAAAAGAACAGUUGGUUCAGCGUGUGCAGUUGAUGGGGUGGGGCUUAUGGCUAGGAAAAUGUAACAGAGCCUCCGCCAACAGCAAAGAAAGAAGCUGCUGCUUGUGGUCACUUUCACUACUCUGUACUUCAACUCAAAUUCCCAGAGUUAAUCCUCUUUCAGAUUGGAAUGCAAGCAUCAAGAUUUUGCUGCACUUAACAGAAUUACACAAAGGAGCUACGAUGACUAAGAUGUGUCUAAAUCUCACCACUACAGUUGAGUGUAACUGCUCAGUCAGUGACUUCAAACGCACUGUCUACCCAGCUGCCUAUCUAUCUAUCUUCUUAAUUGGACUAAUUGGAAACCUUGUGUCAUUAUGUUUCUUCAUUGGUGUGAGGAGGACAGUGAAGACCUUCACUCCAGUCAACCUCUUCAUGCUGAACCUCCUCAUAUCAGACCUGAUGUUGGUGUGUUCGCUGCCAUUCCGAGCUGUCUACUACCUUUUGGAUUCCAACUGGGUCUUUGGAGACAUCACUUGUCGCAUCAUGGCUUUUGUGUUCUACAUUAACAUGUACGGCAGUGUUUAUUUUUUAAUGGUGCUUAGUGUAGUUCGCUUUGUGGCCAUUAUCAGACCAUACAGUUACAUGCACUUACAGAAUAGCCGAGGAGCUGUGCUGGUAUGUGUCUUGGUUUGGCUGUUGGUGUCUUCAGCCUCCAUCCCUCUUUUAGCUUCAGGAACAUCUCAGGAUUCAUCUGGUAACAUCAAAUGCCUGGAGCUGGACUUGUCUUUGGUGAAUAGCAUUAUCAUUCUAAACAAAGGUGCUUUGUGCUUGGGCUUCAUUCUUCCCUUCAUUGUUAUCUCUUUCUCUUACAUAAUUGUGGCUGGGAAAUUGCUACGGAACGUGCAAGGGAAAAAAGCACCGCACUAUAAAAAAUCUUGCUCUCUGGUAAUCAUUGUUCUUCUCAUUUUUCUAGUAUGCUUCUUGCCUUAUCACGUUGUGCGCACUGUCUUUCUGGAUGCUGAAAAAGAGGUACACGAGAACGGUUAUGGGGAUUCAUGCCAGCGCAUUGCAUUCAUAAGAAAAGCCGCGGUUGUCACGCUCUGCCUGGCAGCGUGCAACAGCUGCUUGGACCCUGUCCUCUACUUCUUUGUAGGAGAAAACUUCUGGAGCUACUGGAAGAAAAAGAGAAGACGGUCCCAAAGGAAAAGACUUGAUCACAGGAAUAAGGACCCAAGAAAUACUACAAGGGCAGAGCAGUGAGACGGCCAUGCUUAGAGUGACAGCUGAAAAAUUACAGGCGAAAGUGACAAGGAUGGGACUGAACUUGCAGCAGAGUUUUCCAAUAACAUUAUGCCCAGUGAAACGUGACAGCCGUUAUGAACUGUGUCCAAACUACUCAACAUUUGUCUGUAUCUUUAGGAUCAAAGAGUUUUCUGAGGCAUUCAAAAUGACAAUAUUUUCUUUGUAAAAGCAUAGUACAACCUUUUAGCCUGGUUAUAGAAUUGU